AUGUGGUCUGAUUCUGGCCUCCUGGCAAUCUCCUUGCUGGCCCUUCCAUACCUCGCAAAGGGUUAUUCCCUGGCAAAUGAUUACACAGGGAAUAACUAUGCCGACUUUUUCGGCAAGUUUACUUUUUGGACGGACACGGAUCCGACCAAUGGAUAUGUGGACUACGAAACGGUGGCAACAUAUACCUCGGCGUCGACACGAGCUAGCGGCCGCAAGAGUGUUCGUUUGACCUCAACCGAUACUUACAACCCCGGCACGCUUUUCGUGGCUGAUAUUGCCCAUAUGCCUGAAACGUGUGGUACAUGGCCAGCUUGGUGGAUGACAUCUUCGACCUCCAACUGGCCGCAAGAGGGCGAAAUCGACGUUGUCGAAAACGCCAACAAUGCACAGAAUAAUCAAAUGUCUCUUCAUGUGAGCAGCGCUCAGGGCCAAUGCCAGAUCGAUCAGAAUGCGGAUAUGACCGCCAGCAAGGUCCGGUGGGGAGACUGCAACGAGGAAGACACGGAAGGGUGUGAUGCGAACGACCCUCGCACCAAUUCCUUUGGAAGUGGCUUCAAUGACAACAGCGGUGGUGUAUAUGCCAUGGAAUGGGCUGCAGACCAUGUCAAAAUCUGGUUUUUCCCGCGGGAUUCCAUCCCCGAUGGCAGUGGUGGUCCGUUGGGAGACUCUCCUGAUCCAACAACAUGGGGCAGCGCAACGACGGCAUUCGACAGCCAGGAUGGUACAGGAUGUGAUAUGGGUGCGCAUAUCAAGAAUCAGCGGAUUGUUAUUGAUACAACAUUUUGCGGGGCCUGGGCUUCGGGAACUUGGGAUAGUUCUGGGUGUGCAUCCUCAACUGGUUACGGCUCCUGCGAGGACUAUGUCCAAAACAUGCCAGGCGAUUUCGUGUCUGCCUUUUGGACGUUUAAUUCAAUGAGGGUUUUUACUUGA
Talaromyces rugulosus is the source of this 930-nucleotide messenger RNA. RefSeq lists its product as uncharacterized. Gene Ontology annotation, molecular function: hydrolase activity, hydrolyzing O-glycosyl compounds. The record is from RefSeq and is a predicted model, not a curated record. The coding region runs from base 1 to 930 and encodes 309 amino acids. The transcript is spliced from 3 exons. Gene Ontology annotation, biological process: glucan catabolic process. NCBI's taxonomy places the organism in Eukaryota, Fungi, Ascomycota, Eurotiomycetes, Eurotiales, Trichocomaceae.